AUGCAAGUUUAUAAAAAUUUAUCUUCUACUGAAUUAUCUGAUAAAAGUAGUUCACCAUUAAUUAAUAAGCCAAAUAGAGAAUUUUGGUUUGCACUACCUAUUAAUGAAAUCGUAGAUGAUAAUAAUGAUACUCAACAAUUUUUUAAUAUAAUCAAAGAUAAAAAUAUUCAACAAUAUACUGGUGAAAAUAUAAUUGAAGUUGAUGAUAAUAAUAAUAUCAAUAAUCUUCUGGUGAAACUAUAA
This is a messenger RNA of Dentiscutata erythropus, 243 nucleotides long. Lineage: Eukaryota; Fungi; Glomeromycota; Glomeromycetes; Diversisporales; Gigasporaceae. The record is from the annotation of a GenBank genome assembly.